AUGGGAAAUAAUCAAUCAGGUACAACUGGAAGAUAUGAUAAUUCUGGACGAGAAGGCGGCGGUGUUCGACGCCAUCGAAUGAUGAGUGAGACAGCAAGAAUUGCUGCACAAGUUUUGCCAAAUCCAGAAUCCAGUGGACCACCGGUUUUAUUCGAUGUGAGUUUUCUUGAUCCUAUUAUUUUAUCACUUCUUAAAGGGUUGGUGCUUUCCUGGUGAAAAAAUCGUCUGCAAAAAGGCGUCACAGUGUUGUUUUCAAAGUUGUGUGCAAACACACACACGAAAAUUCAAAAACAAGUUGUGCGCUAGAGCGCAUUUACAUGCUUUAUUUCGUAGGUUUUAACUCGCUUGUGUUUUUGAGGAAAAACAUGGGCUGAAUUGAUACUAGAAUUUUUUCUAAAACUGGAACCCUCCAGGAGCACCUUAUUCCUAUCUAAACCAAGCAAAAUUCCCUGGCGGAGCACCAACCCUUUAAAACUUUUCAUUUUCAGGAUCACGACGAUUCGAAAGCUGGUGAAUGUCCAGUUGUUUUUAGAUGGAAUUUUGGAGCAACUCAUCAACCAAGAGCUGUUUCAAUUGUUGGAAGUUGGGAUGGCUGGCAUGCAAAGAUUCCAAUGGUGAAAUCGGCUUCUGAUUUCACAACUAUCAUCGAUUUAGAGCCUGGAAAGUAUGAAUAUAAGUUUUAUGUUGAUGGUCAAUGGGUUGUUGAUGACAAUCAAGAAAGAGUUCAAGAUGCUGCUGGCAAUGAAAACAACGCGAUAAAUAUUCAAGAAUCGGAUUUCGCUGUUUUCGAAGCUCUCGAUGAAGAUUUCCAAGCUUCAAACGCUGGAGAAGUUUUGCGCGGCGAAGUCGAUCAACGACAAUGUCACGACACUCCAAAUGAUCGAGAAAUGGAAAAACUUCGCACUUUCACUCAAGAAAUUCCAACAAUGGAAACAUUGAGAAAAGCUCCCGGUCCACCAGUUAUUCCACCUCAACUCAUGCAAGUACUUCUCAACAAAGAAACUCCUGAAUCAUGUGACCCGAAUGUGCUCCCAGAGCCUAAUCACGUUAUGCUCAAUCACAUGUAUGCUUUAUCGAUCAAAGAUAGUGUCAUGGUUUUGUCAUCGACUCAAAGAUAUCGCAAAAAGUUUGUAACCACUCUUCUUUACAAACCAGUCUAA
Caenorhabditis angaria is the source of this 1160-nucleotide messenger RNA. NCBI's taxonomy places the organism in Eukaryota, Metazoa, Nematoda, Chromadorea, Rhabditida, Rhabditidae. The record is from the annotation of a GenBank genome assembly.